Molecule: messenger RNA, 456 nt
Organism: Contarinia nasturtii (swede midge)
Lineage: Eukaryota; Metazoa; Arthropoda; Insecta; Diptera; Cecidomyiidae
Product: Krueppel-like factor 2
Exons: 3
Coding region: 1-456 (151 amino acids)
Source: RefSeq, a predicted model, not a curated record
AUGGACUCCAAUUUAGAUCCAGGUGAAGGUACUUCAGAUGGUAGAGUUAAGCGAAAGCCAAAGCCAAAACCAAGUAUUCCAAAGAUCACAAUCAAAAAAGAAGUCGAUAUCAAAGUUGAGCCAGAAGACGAAGACGGCACUGCAAUGGUUCAAUACUCACCACCACCAUCGGCAGUCGAAGCGAGCGCCAUAAUCAAGUCAGAGAGUGAAAGCGGUGAAGAACUAUGGGUGAAGAAAGAGUUGAGAGAAGCCAUUCGAAUGCGAAAUAUGUGCGAAGGCUUUUACACGGAGAAACACUUGCGAACUCAUGUAAAGCAAUUGCCAUUUGACUGUUCGAAAUGUGGACAACGAUUUGCUGACGAAAACGCCAAACAAUCACAUGAGGAUCAUUGCAAACGUCGACGAUUCUCUCAAAAAGACCACGCUAAUCUUCACAUGAAGCGUGUUCAUCACUAA